CCGUUAUAUUACACGGAUGAUCGACGAACUGCAGAAGACUUCCAGCGAUUCAUCAAUAAGAAAAUGAAAGAUGCUGGUCUGAAGACGGCCGCAGAAUCUGAAGAUGAAGAUAAAACGGUAGCUAAGGAGGAGAAGGAGGAAGGAGAUAAACAAGAGAAAAUAGACGAGAAGAAGAAGAGUGAAAAGAAGGCGAAGAAAGGAACUGACACUGAAAAGAAGGCGAAAAAAGGUGGAGAAAAGAAAAAAGCAAAAAGUGAUCCGGAAGCAACCGACAAGAAAUCCAAGAAAGGGGCAAAAAAGGAGACCGAACCAACCAAGGAGACUGCAGAGAAAACGAAGAAGGAGGCUGAGAAGAAGAAGUCGGCUACGGAAGAGAAAUCAAAAACGGAGGAGAAAUCGAAAUCAAAAGAGGGAACAGAAGCAAAACCCGUAAAAGAAGACGAGAAACCAAAG
Molecule: messenger RNA, 453 nt
Organism: Anisakis simplex (herring worm)
Lineage: Eukaryota; Metazoa; Nematoda; Chromadorea; Rhabditida; Anisakidae
Source: the annotation of a GenBank genome assembly